GGAGCGCGAAAGAAAGAAAAUACUUAUACAGCGGUCGAGGCUGUUUUCGGCUGAACACCCAUCCGACUCGGCGCACCCUUUGCGGAUUUCUCCAACUCUAUCCGCUGCCUCCUCCUGGUGCUCUCUGAGCCCGCGCAGCUCGCAGCUGCUUCCACUCCCCCGGUCUCGCCCAAACUCUGUCACGGCCCCGAUCUGUCUUCCUCUUCCUCCGCCAACUCGUCUAAUUAGCUGCCCGCCAUGUCCUUCGUCCUCACAAGGCCCCCGUCUCCCCGCCCGGACAUGCACCCCCACCCGGACGAGGACUCCCUCAUCACCGCCCUCAACUCCGCCUUCCAGUCCCUCACCGCACCCACCCACGACUACGACCCCGCCAUGCCCCACCGCGACAAGAAGGACAAGGACGGCCCCUACCUCGACAUCGUCGUCACCUCCGACACCCUCGUCCUCCGCGGCACCGGCGUCGACGUCGACCCCGCCCUCCUCAGCGGCCAUGUCGUCCUCCACCUCACCGAGCCCACUUCCAUCAAGGAGAUUACCCUCCAGUUCAGGGGCAAGGCCCGCCUCCCUGUGUCCUCCGCCGAACCAUUGUCAUUGAGUUCCUCUUCCCUUACGUACCUCGUCUGCAACCACGAGUGGUCCUUCCUCGAGGGCAACCGCUCACAUGCCCAUACACUCAAGGCGGGGCGCCACCUCUUCCCCUUCCAGUUGCAAAUUGGGGGCUCGCUUCCCUCGUCGAUUGCGACCAGCGCUCUGGGCGGUGCGUCUGUGCACUACAAGCUGCGCGCUACCGCGGUCCGCCCCGGCUUCGCCAUCACGCACCGCGACCUGACCACAAUGUGCCCCAUCACGAUCCUGCGCGGGUUUGGAUCCGAGGCGCUCGAGUACCAGCAGACGCUCGAGAUCGAGAACACCUGGCCCGAGAAGCUGAUGUACAGUAUUAUGAUCCCGCACAAGGCGUGGGCUGCGGGCGAGAAGGUCAUUGCGGUGGUCAAGUUCUCGCCCCUCGUCAAGGGUGCACGGGUUUUGAAUGUGACGACGACGGUCAACGAGACGAUCAAGCUCUACACCCGCUCGGGCAUACAGGAGAGUACGAGAGUGAUCUCGAGCACGAGGCACGACAUCGUGAAUGGGCAGGCGAUUUGCGUCGACGAGCAGCACCAUCGGUACCGGAUACCGCUCCUCCACGGUAGCAACCAUGCGACGCAUCGACACACCGCGUCAUUACCAGCGACGCCUGCGAAUGGGCUGGCGCAUCAUCAAGAGGCGCCGAACGGUGUCGGUAAUGGCUACUUCCCGCCACCUUCACAUCCGCCAUCACCCCAGCGCCAUACGACUGAACUGACCCCACUCACGACCACGACUACGAACUCGUCGCAGUCCUCAGGGCAUGGGACCACACUGCAUACGACGGCGUCCGCGCCCACGCAGCAGUCUUCAUCUAGCUCGAGUAGCGAGAACCUCCCUCAGACCCCGCCACAGCCGCCAAUUUCGGCAUUGAUCGGCCCGCAAGAGGCCGAGUUCAUGGAACCCUCCGUGGACGUGGUCACGACGCUGAACAUAACCGUGCCCAUGCACGCAACGCCGAGCCACUCACUAGAGCCUAUCCAGGUCACGCACCGGAUACGAUGGUCCAUCCUCAUCGGCAACCUCGACGGACACACCUCCGAGCUGCGGUGCUCAUUACCGCUACAUGUCCUCGACAACCGGCUAUACGAAGAGGCACGAGCAGCGACAUUACAUACACGACGCAUCCUGCUCGGGCCUCAAGACAUCGAGGGCGGUGUAGCAAUCGGCACGCAUGGCGAGGACAACACGGAGGAGGACAUGGAUCUGCCUUCCUACCCGUCGCACGUCCGCGACCGUGUCGCGAACGCGUAUCUCCCGGACGCGGCCGCUCUGCGUGUCGUCAAUCCUUGGGUGAUGCAGGGCGUCUCACCAACGAUCGGGCCGCCGCGGUCUGAGGGCUCGUCCGGCCUCCAGAGCCCUGCGGCAUACGAGACGUGGCAAGUCGCGCACUCUGCCAACGCGAACAAUCAGAGUGCGCAUAGGCACCUACCGCAGGAGCCACCACCCGGUGCGGCACCGCUGGAGUGGGUGAACACGGAGCUGCUCCUCAGUCUGAGCCAAGAGGCGCCCGAAGCGCCCGUGCACGUACCUCCUCCGCCUCCCGCAAACCCUUCGCCUCCGACACGCACUCCCCCAGAAUCAGCGCACUCACCAGGAGGAAGCCGCUCGCAUUCGCGUUUCCCGAGCCGACGGCAGAGUCGAGCGAACAGCCGCGCAGCGAGCCCGGAGCGAGGUGCGGCGUCGGUCACACCAGGCGGUAGCGUGCACGCGGGCGAGACGUUCGUGCACAGCGGGAGCCACGCGUCGCGGAACAUGCAUUCGCUCUUCAACAUCGCGAUGAAGCCGUUCACGAGCCUGUCGAAUACGUUCUCGCUCAGCUCUCGUAACCCCAGUCAUUCGAACCUCCACGCACAUGGCCAUGGCCACCACACCACAUCAUCGCCGCACACACCUGGAGGGGGCCCGAUGGGGAGCGGCGUGCCGAGCGCGAGCGCGAGCUCGGUCAACCUCGCAAGCAUGGCGCACCACCCGCAUACGCCGCAGCCGAUGACGACACCGGAGCAGCUGCACUACGCAUUCACGGAAGUGCCGGACUACGACAUGGCGAGCCGAGGCUUCCUCGGUGGCGGGAUUACGCCUCUAUCGAGUCUGCAGGGCCUCCCUAGCUAUGACGAUGCGGCGCGGGAGCGGAACCUCAGCCAAACGGAGAGGAGCUUCAGCGACACCGACCUGGCGGGGAUGUUUGCUGCGGCUCAGCGCCAGGGACGGACGGCGGUACCGAGGAUGACGUCGAGGACUGCUGCGAGCACUCCGCCGCCGCCGUCAUGAUUCGUUCACUGGGUUAUUUGUGUCUCCUCAUGAUUUGGUAUGUUCACUCGACCUUGUUGGCUCCCCACUCUUUCAGCAUCACGCAUAUACUGUACAACACGCAAGCCCCUAUAGACCUAGACAUGAUGAUCGCAAGGAUGAUAUGACGGAUGGACAGCGUAGUACUACUAAUGCCCUAAAUAGAGUUCACUCUCCCCUCUCACAAUGAAUGUUGUUGUCUGUUGUUUUUACAGACGUAUCCUGCUC
Molecule: messenger RNA, 3141 nt
Organism: Rhodofomes roseus
Lineage: Eukaryota; Fungi; Basidiomycota; Agaricomycetes; Polyporales; Fomitopsidaceae
Product: arrestin
Exons: 3
Coding region: 238-2895 (885 amino acids)
Biological process (GO): ubiquitin-dependent endocytosis
Cellular component (GO): plasma membrane; cytoplasm; cytosol
Molecular function (GO): ubiquitin protein ligase binding; protein-macromolecule adaptor activity
Source: RefSeq, a predicted model, not a curated record